Molecule: messenger RNA, 624 nt
Organism: Penicillium brevicompactum
Lineage: Eukaryota; Fungi; Ascomycota; Eurotiomycetes; Eurotiales; Aspergillaceae
Exons: 2
Coding region: 1-624 (207 amino acids)
Source: RefSeq, a predicted model, not a curated record
AUGGAGCCCAAGAACAUCUCAAAGGCCGACAAGAUUGACGAUGCCAGAGACAUUUCCCAAAACAAAAAGCCUGAGAAGAGCGAGGCCCAUAGACUCAGCAUCCACAAUACAGUCACAAUGCCUCGUGAGCUCACAAUCCAAGAGGACCCGACAGAGCCAUCGUGCUUGACCUCGCCUGGACUCGAAGCUCGGGCAGGAUACCUGUCGGAACGCCAAGCGCCAUCGCAAGCCUCACAGAGCGUGCAGCCAGAAAGCUCAUCACAAAGCUCGGUUCAUGGCGAAGGUUCGGACCAAGAACAAGACCACACUCCACCCCUCCGCCUCCCACCUCAUGUGCCAGAGCCCGACUCACUGGCCACCGAUCGCCCUGACCUCGUGCGGAGCUCAAACGAGGAAGCAUCCUCCCCACCACGAUCGCCACCCCAGGGAGCACCAGACAUCCCUUCUAUCUCCUCUCCGAUUCGCCUCUCGCAGCGAGGUGAGAGUGACCAAGAUGACACUCCGACAAGCACUCACAUCGAGUUCACUCCGGAGGGGGAAAUUGACCCCGACUUCAUGAGGGCAGAGAUGCAGGAUUGGGACGCCAAUCCCUUCAAUCCAAAGAACUCCCCUGGUGGCACCUAA